Messenger RNA from Monoraphidium neglectum, 806 nucleotides. RefSeq lists its product as hypothetical. The record is from RefSeq and is a predicted model, not a curated record. Lineage: Eukaryota; Viridiplantae; Chlorophyta; Chlorophyceae; Sphaeropleales; Selenastraceae. The annotation marks the transcript as partial. The transcript has 3 exons.
AUGUUUUGGGUUUUAGGGGCCGGGGACCGAGCCGGCAGGGCGGCUGCAGCUGGUCUGCUGGUGCUGCGGCGGCGGCCGCGGCGGCGGCCGGUGAAAGCGUCCUGGGGCAAGAACGCCACAGGCGCGCGGCGCGGCGCCGCCGCUGCCUCGUCGGCGGGGCCCGGCGGUGGCGCCGCCGCCAUCCCUUUCGGCGCCGGCCCUUCCGGCCAACCCGGCUUUGGCGCCGCGGGCGCAGCGACGGCGGCGACGGCCGGCAUCGCCGUCGGCCCCGCGGGCGCGAGCGCGGGCACGGGCGGCGCCGCGGGGGCGGUGUACCGGCUCGUGUCGCCCGGCCCCGCAGGCGGCCGCCCCGGCGGCGGCGCGGCGCAGAUGGUUCAGCAGGCGGCGCUCAUGCACCCCGGGUUGGGGGGCGGCGGGGCGCAGAUGGUUCAGCACCUGCAGGCGGGGCCGCAGGUGGCGCGGCUGGUUCAGGCGCCGCUCGGCGGGGCGCUGGCGGGCGUGCAGGGCGGCGGCGUGGGGCUGGCGGGGCCGUCCGAGGUUCUGAUGGCUGGCGGAUACAUGACUGGACAGAUCGUCGGCGGCGCCACAAUAAUGGGAGCCCCCGGCCAGGCGAUGAUGUCACAGCCCGUCAUGUACAUUGGGGCAGGCCCCCAGGGCGGCCCCGGGGCGGCGGCGGUCAUGCACCACCACCACCAGCAGCAGCAGCAGCAGCAACAGCAGCAGCAGCAGGGCUAUCUGCCGGCAGAGGAGGCGCUUUACUACACAACGAGCCCUGCGGGGCCCGCCAUAUUCUACACCGGGCCCCA